AUGGGCGCUGACGUGGUGGUGGUGUGCGAGCAGUACCGAAACCGGGACUACUCGUCAUGGUACGUCGAGGACCUGGGCGCCGCCGCACUCAGGCGCUCACGUGUUCCAGGAAAAGCUCGACGAACUGGAAUUAUAGCAGGCGAUUUCAACGCCAGGCCUCCAGAGUGGGAGAUGCCAACCUCCAAUGCCAGAGGCAAACUGGUAAUGGAAAUGGUAUCCAGGCUGGGGUUGAUUGUGCUCAACUCGUGCACCACGCCGACCUAUCAGCGACCCGGUUUCGGCGUUUCCAUCCCAGACGUCACUCUGGUUUCAGAGUUUCUGGGUCGUCAAACCAGGGGCUCGAAGGUGAUGGAAGAUUUUACUGGCAAUAACCACCAGUAUAUCACCUUCCGGAUAUCGUCCGACGGGUCGGCGCUGCACGGCAGAUCCCGGCGCCCACUCGGCUGGAACACAGCCAAGCGGGACGAGGGAAAGUUCACGGAAUGUAUGAGCCGCGGCCUCGGGGGCAUACCACCUAUACCCCGCGAUCAUCCCGGAAGGAAUGUCGCUGAGGCCAUGGUGAGCCACACCAUGGGGCUCAUCACUCGGACUUGCGACGCUUCGAUGCCCCGCAAAAAGCCGUGGAAAGGCCGAGCCCAGGCGUACUGGUGGACGGGCCAGAUCGCCAGCCUCAGACGGAAGUGUCUGAGGCUACGUAGACUGGCGCAACGAGCCCGCCGUAGAACGGAGCCCUCCGACAGGCGUACAAGCUUGUCACCCGCAAGGUCCGGAACCGCCGCACAGGGCACAUUGGGCGCAGCUACCACCGAGCGCGUGGUGGACGGAUUAUUCCCCAACAACCCGGCAAGGGACUUCUACCCGGAGCCGGUUGACGGAGACGUCGUUCCCACGUUUACUCUAGAGGAGCUGCAGUCGGCGGUGGGCUCCUUGAAACCGAGGAAAGCCCCGGGCCCGGAUGGCAUUCUAGCACAGGUCCUGAAGAUGGUGGCGUGA
Hylaeus anthracinus is the source of this 993-nucleotide messenger RNA. RefSeq lists its product as uncharacterized. The transcript is spliced from 3 exons. The record is from RefSeq and is a predicted model, not a curated record. Gene Ontology annotation, molecular function: catalytic activity. NCBI's taxonomy places the organism in Eukaryota, Metazoa, Arthropoda, Insecta, Hymenoptera, Colletidae. The coding region runs from base 1 to 993 and encodes 330 amino acids.